AUGGCUACUGAGGAUGAUAACUUCGAUAUUGACAUCUACGGGGAUGGUAGUGGCUAUAACGCCAAUGAUCAAGGGGACUACAAACAGGAUGAUGACAUGAAGCAGGAAGACACAGACCUCAUCCUAGACGCUCCGGAUAACACUCAAAACAACGGAAGCACCUCCACGCAUAGCGGCACAAUCAAAGAGCAAACCCCAACCGCGACGAAUGGUGACAGUGCAAUUCACACAGAUACAUCGAACCAGCAUCAAAUGCAAAAGGACACCCCUCCCCAGCAGGGAGUUAAACGAAAGGAAUUCGACGAGCGUCCGGUCGAUCCCGACGCCUCCCCCGCCCUGCUCGUCUCGGAGCUGCACUGGUGGACCACCGAUGAUGACAUUCGAGGCUGGGUUCGCGAUGCUGGCUGUGAGGACGAGUUGAAGGACGUAACAUUUAGCGAACACAAGGUGAACGGAAAGAGCAAAGGGCAAGCAUUCCUAGAGUUUACCUCGCUCCCCGCCGCGUCGGCGACUAAACACCAAAUCGAUUCAUUGUCCACUACUGGGCAAAGCGGACGGAAAUACACGGCCGUCUACGCAAAUCCUCAGCCGAACCCGUUCCGUACUCUGCCAAAAGAUAACCCUAUGCGAAAGGAUAACAACCGCUCCAUGACCGGAGGCUACAACUCGCCAGCCCCAAACACAAACUUUGGCAUGAACAACAUGGGCGGCGGAGGCUUUCGCGGAGGCAGAGGAGGAUACAACAACCGUGGUGGUAUGCAAAACAUGCCCGGCUUCAACCGCAACUUCCAAAACCCCAUGGGCGGAUUUCAAAACCCCAUGGUCGGUGGCGGAUUUCAGGGGAACCAAAUGGGAAUGCAGAAUUAUGGUUUCGGCGGUCGGGGAGGCAUGAUGGGCGGCAACAUGCGAGGUGGCCCGGGUGGAAUGCGUGGUCGCGGAGGCGGCAUGGGCAACGCACCUAAUAUGAUGGGAAUGCCUAACAUGGGUCCUAUGGGCGGCAUGGGAAUGAAUCCAAUGUCUGGAGGCAUGAAUCCGAUGAUGGGUGGAAUGGGAGGUAAUAUGGGUAUGCAAGGUGGCUUCCAAGGACCUAACCAAGGCUUCAACACAGGCUUCUUCCCUCAGAACCAAGGCGUCGGUGACGGAUCAUGGAAUCCCCAUGGCACCAAACGCAGCCGACAGGAGUAA
Molecule: messenger RNA, 1185 nt
Organism: Aspergillus calidoustus
Lineage: Eukaryota; Fungi; Ascomycota; Eurotiomycetes; Eurotiales; Aspergillaceae
Source: the annotation of a GenBank genome assembly